AAACAUGUUCUCGUCUCACUGAUCUUACCUACAUGGCUAAAGUCCUGCCCUUCUUUCACAUUUUGUUAAUGUUAACAAUUCCCUGAUAAAACCUAACUUUAAGUGCAUUCAGAACCUUUUCUUUAUAAUGUACUCUCUCCUCUUCAGUUUAUAACCUCUGACCUUUCUCUCGCAGACUGUCCAGGUUUGGAGAGUCCUCGGGUGGUUCGACAUCUGCGUUUCCAGGCCCAUCUGCUGCUAGAAGAAGCAACCUGUGAGCAGCGAGGAAGGUUUGGGGAGCUCCUGCUCAUGCUACCUCCCCUGCAGAGUGUGGCCUGGCAGAUGGUGGAGACUCUCCACUUAGCACAGCUGCUGGGCGAAGCCAAAAUGGACAACCUGCUGCAGGAGAUGCUGCUGGGUGAGGGAGCCAAAGCAGGACAGGGACAGUGUACAGUAUUGCCAGCUCCAGUUUCUCCUCCUCCUUCAGGCCAUGGCCUGAUUCAAGACCAGCAAAAUGAGCAAAGGGCUUCACCUAUAAACUUCACCUCCGACAUCUCUCACCUUUCAACAUCUCUUUCAAUCGGCUUGCCUGCUGCCCCCACAGACUGGCACUGAGGUGUACAGACAUGCCGAUGUUGCCAAUGUGCCCACGGCAUACCAGUCCACAUAGAGACACCUCAAGAAGCAACAACUUAACCAAGGAAUGGAGGGGUGUUUUGAGCUUGAGACAGAACACAGACUAACAUAUACACACACAGCCACAUACUCUACAAAGACACGGGAGAUCAAUGGAAUUUGAAUUUUAUUUGAAACAGGACACAUGAAAUACUGAAUUAAUAACAUUUAGCAUGUCACAAGGUACAGUUAAAACAAAAAGUACAAUCUGAAAAGCAUGUAAAAUAAAUACAUACGUAAAUAGGAUAACAUUGCACUAAGCUAUAACUAAGCAUAAUUCACUCAUUCCUAUCACAUCUCCGAUGUGUUUGACUUAAACUUAAUCUUGAAGUGAAGGUCCUAGACAUUAUCAGCAGAGGGCGCACAAAUCCUAUUCAGAAACAGAUUUGUUGGUCCCUGUGAGGCAACCUUUUCUUUGUGAUAAAAACAUUCAGUCAUGUGGUCAAAGAUGUGCAUCUGAAUGCAGAAAUGGUUAUAAUUUAAAGGUCAACUCACUAUAGUGAGGAUUUAAGUUUAAAAAAAUCACAACCAUUUUGACUUAAAGAACACUAAGUGGAAUACAAGAAUACUGGUUGUGGAUAGUGUCCCACCUUGAUGACCAGAAAUUUGCCAAGCAUUAUGUCACAGUGAGAUGAUGAAGGAUGAGGUGCCUCAGCAGCACAGAAGCUCAGAUGAACUGCAAUGACUCAGUAUAACUUGAUGACAAAAGUGUGUUCUGCAUAAUGAAACCGUUUCUCUUUCUAGGUUCUCUGUUUGUUUUCAUAUGUUAAUUAAUGAAUACCUACAAAAGAGAAAGAAAUCCAUCCUUUAUUGUCCCCUGAUGCCGGUGGCAACCAUAUCCACAACAGUGGGUAUAAUCUAAACAACAUAUUGGUUGUUAAUUCUUAAAAAAUACUCAUGCAUCACAGAAAUCAGGUUAGCUAAAUAGUGACGUGUACUCUUUCCAUUUGAAACUGUAUAAGGCCUGUUACAUUUCGCCUGAACCCAGUAAGUGGAGGAAUCUCUGAUGUUAUAAUAAGUUAUGUACAAUACCAUAAAGCUAAGUGGUUCAAUGUAAUGAGAGAGGGGGGAUAAAAGCUGCCUCUUCACAGA
This is a messenger RNA of Micropterus salmoides (largemouth bass), 1746 nucleotides long. RefSeq names its product hepatocyte nuclear factor 4-alpha-like. The transcript has 3 exons. Lineage: Eukaryota; Metazoa; Chordata; Actinopteri; Centrarchiformes; Centrarchidae. The record is from RefSeq and is a predicted model, not a curated record. Bases 289 to 594 code for a protein of 101 amino acids.